Messenger RNA from Histoplasma mississippiense, 441 nucleotides. RefSeq lists its product as hypothetical. The record is from RefSeq and is a predicted model, not a curated record. Bases 1 to 441 code for a protein of 146 amino acids. Lineage: Eukaryota; Fungi; Ascomycota; Eurotiomycetes; Onygenales; Ajellomycetaceae. The transcript has 2 exons.
AUGACCCUCCCACGAGUGCCGUUUUCUGAUAGCGCAGGCAUUGUCCUCUCCACAGGGCCUCGCGUCGUCCACUUCCGCCGCGGCGACCGCGUCUGCACGCUCUUCAACCAAACGCACCAGUCAAACCCCAUCACGCGUGACUCCAUGAGCUCUGGCCUGCGCGGCACCCUCGACGGCACCCUGUGCAAGUACGCUGUGCUGCCCGAGCCAGGCCUCGUCAUGGCGCCCAGCAACCUCAGCCCCAUCGCCGCCAGUACGCUUAGCUGCGCGCACCUGACGGCCUGGAAUGCGCUGUAUGGCCUGACGCCGCUGAAGCCGGGAGAUGUGGUGCUGACGCAGGGAACGGUUUGCGGUGGCGGCUGGCGCGAUGGUGGUGGCCACGACAUCGUCGGAGGAGAAGGCGCUGCGGCUGAAAAAGAUGGGCGUUCAGCACGUGAUUAA